UCCCCGGCAUUCGGAAACCCCCCUCGACGCCUCUCGAUUUGAAAUCCCCACCCCGAUAUCGGAAAAAAUUAGAAGAGGAAAAGGAAAAGCUCUCGAUCUAGGGAUCCCCUUCCCCGCCUCUCGUUCCCCUCCUCCCCCAAAACCCUAGGCCAGCCAAGCGGCGGAGCUCGCCCGCCCCGGACCAUGGCCGAAGACCACUACUCCUCCGCGUCGUCCGCCGCCCCCUCGGCGGCGGCGACCGCGGCGGCCGCUGCGGCGGCGGCGGUGGGGUCGUCGGUGAUCCCGAUUGUCAACAAGCUGCAGGACAUCUUCGCGCAGCUGGGGAGCAGCUCCACGAUCGACCUGCCGCAGGUGGCCGUGGUGGGGAGCCAGAGCAGCGGCAAGUCCAGCGUCCUCGAGGCGCUCGUGGGCCGGGACUUCCUCCCGCGGGGCUCCGACAUCUGCACGCGCCGCCCCCUCGUGCUGCAGCUCGUGCACCAGCCGCGGCGACCCACAGACGCCGAGGCCGAUGAGUGGGGCGAGUUCCUGCACCUCUCGGGCCGCCGCUUCUACGACUUUCGAGAAAUCCGGCGUGAGAUCCAGGCAGAAACGGAUCGGGAGGCGGGUGGUAACAAGGGUGUAUCAGAUAGGCAGAUACGUUUGAAGAUUUUUUCCCCAAAUGUUCUUAACAUUACUUUGGUCGAUUUGCCUGGAAUCACUAAGGUGCCAGUUGGUGACCAACCAACUGAUAUUGAGGCCAGAAUAAGGACUAUGAUAAUGUCAUACAUCAGACACAAGACAUGUAUCAUCUUAGCUGUUUCACCAGCAAAUGCAGAUUUAGCAAAUUCUGAUGCUCUUCAAAUGGCUCGGGUUGCUGAUCCUGAUGGUUCUCGAACAAUCGGUGUUAUCACAAAGCUGGACAUAAUGGACAGGGGCACUGAUGCGCGCAACUUUCUGCUGGGAAAUGUGAUCCCCUUAAAACUCGGCUAUGUUGGCGUGGUAAACCGAAGCCAGCAGGAUAUCAACUCUGACCUUAGUAUCAAAGAUGCUCUGGCUCGUGAAGAAAAAUUCUUCCGUACUCAGCCGGCAUAUCAUGGUCUUACUCAGUACUGUGGAAUACCGCAAUUAGCAAAGAAGCUAAACCAGAUCCUGGUCCAACAUAUAAAAACAGUUCUGCCAGGGCUUAAGUCACGCAUAAGCAGUCAAUUGACUGCUGUUGCUAAGGAGCUUGCUGUGUAUGGUGAUCCUGUUGACUCAAAGGCCGGGCAAGGUGCGAAGCUUUUGAACAUUCUAGCUAAAUACUGUGAAGCAUUCUCCUCGAUGGUGGAAGGAAAAAAUGAAGAUAUAUCAACCAUUGAACUUUCUGGUGGAGCAAGAAUCCAUUACAUUUUUCAGUCUAUCUUUGUAAAAAGCUUAGAGGAGGUUGACCCCUGUGAGGAUGUUACCGAUGAAGACAUCCGCAUGGCUAUCCAAAAUGCAACUGGUCCUAGAAGCGCGCUGUUUGUUCCUGAAGUACCAUUUGAAGUCCUUGUACGUAGGCAGAUCAGCAGAUUGCUUGAUCCAAGUCUUCAGUGUGCACAAUUCAUAUAUGAUGAGCUAGUAAAGAUGAGCCAUCGCUGCCUUGCAACAGAGCUGCAGCAGUUUCCUAUACUCCGCAGAAGCAUGGAUGAAGUAAUUGGGAAGUUUUUGCGGGAUGGGCUUAAGCCAGCAGAAAGUAUGAUAGCACACAUUAUUGAGAUGGAGGAGGAUUACAUAAACACAUCACACCCGAAUUUUAUCGGUGGCAGCAAGGCUGUUGAGCUAGCACAACAACAAGUUAGGUCUGCUAAAAUGUCAUCGUCGGUGGUAAGAAAGGAUGGAGUAGAUGCUGAUAAGGUACAGGCUUCUGAAAAAACUCAAAAAACGCGUGCAGUAUUGGGUAGAACUGUAAAUGGAGUAAUUACUGAUCACAUCCAGGGGGUAAGGCCUGCCUCCGAGGCUGAGAGACCAGGAUCUUCUGGUAGUGGAAGCACAUCCUUUUGGAAUUCAAUAUUUACUUCCAAUGAGGACCGUACACAUGCUUCUGCAAAAGAUAAUUCAGCAAACAGAUCCUAUGCUGUGCCUACACCCAAUCUGGAGCAUUCAUUCUCAACGAUACAGUUAAGAGAGCCACCGGUCGUCCUUAAACCUUCAGAACACCAGUCUGAGCAGGAAGCACUCGAAAUAGCAAUCACAAAAUUUCUAUUGAAGUCAUAUUACAAUAUAGUCAGGAAAAAUGUGGAGGACUUCAUACCAAAAGCAAUUAUGCAUUUCCUGGUUAAUCACACAAAAAGGGCGCUGCAUAAUUACCUCAUAACAAAACUUUACAGAGAUGAUCUCUUGGAGGACUUGCUCAAAGAACCUGAUGAGAUAACCAUAAAGAGGAAGCAGAUACGAGAAAAUCUCAAGGUUCUUCAGCAAGCUUACAAAACUUUGGACGAGAUACCACUCGACGCGGAGGCAGUCGAGAGGGGUGGCUAUUCCCUUGACUCUGAUGUGAUUGGUCUACCAAGGGCCCACGGGCUUUCUUCAUCCCUACAUGGAUUCAAUGAUGGAAGUUCACCAUAUUCAACCCCAAAGCAGUCAAGGUCAAGGAGAUCCAACCAUUCAGGGGAGCAGCCCCCUUUCAAUACCAAUAUGAGUGGCAAUGGUUUUUGAUGCCACCUUUCACUGUCGCCUCUCCCAGAUUGGUGAUUGAACCGCAUCAAGUUUGUUGGCAUCCAUAGAUAUAUGUUUUUUCUAGUUAUAUUCUUUGUAGCGCCGCGCCGAUGAAGCCUGACAUGGUGCUAGUUUUGUCAUUUCGCCUUUUUGUACAGUAUAUCUUUACCCAGUCAUUUUGUCUUAAAUGAUAUCGGUGAUGGGUAUAGUUUUGUUCGGACCCAUGGAAGAAGCUAUGGAAAUUUCUGCUAGGUGUAGUAGUGCCGAGUGCCUGUAUGUUACCACGGAUUUGCCGUGCAAAAUAUGACAUGGCUGGUAUGGUGGUGCAAGAAGUUGUGGCAUCAAAUUGUUCCCUUUCUUGUUGUUUUGAUUUGUUGAGUCUUCGUUUAAUAA
This is a messenger RNA of Panicum hallii, 3048 nucleotides long. RefSeq names its product dynamin-related protein 3B-like. The transcript is spliced from 20 exons. NCBI's taxonomy places the organism in Eukaryota, Viridiplantae, Streptophyta, Magnoliopsida, Poales, Poaceae. Gene Ontology annotation, cellular component: microtubule; cytoplasm; membrane. Gene Ontology annotation, molecular function: GTPase activity; GTP binding; microtubule binding. Bases 184 to 2655 code for a protein of 823 amino acids. The record is from RefSeq and is a predicted model, not a curated record.